AUGAAGCUCCCUAGCGCAUUCAACCCAGAUGAACUGGCGAUGUUCGUCAUACAAGCUCGCCUGGCCCUGUUGGACAAUGAAUCGGGCAAUGUAGAAGACGACGAACCAUUCUUUGUCGCAGAUCUGGGGCAGGUAUACCAGCAGCAUCAACGGUGGACUCGCAAUUUGCCUGCCGUUCAACCGUUUUAUGCGGUCAAAUGUAACCCGGAUCCGACACUGUUGAGGUUCCUCGCGGAACUAGGCACUGGAUUUGACUGUGCCUCGAUUGACGAGUUGAAGAGAGUCCGGAAUCUGGGGGUGGAUCCAUCCCGGAUUGUCUUUGCUAAUCCAUGCAAAGCAGCAUCUGCAUUGUGUACGGCACGGGAUAUGGGUGUGACCAAGACGACUUUCGAUAACUUGGACGAGCUGGACUCGAUCAAACAGUUCAUGCCUAAUGCCCAGCUGUUUUUGAGGAUAUAUGCCAGUGAUGACGAUGCGUUGAUUCAAUUUGGUGACAAGUUUGGUGCUUCCCCCGAAGCAACGACGGUAUUGCUUGAACGAGCUUGGGAUCUGGGCCUUGAAAUUGUUGGGGUUAGUUUUCAUGUUGGCACUGGAGCAACCAAUCAUCAGUCAUUCGUCGACGCCAUGGAAAGAGCAGAGACCGUCUUCAACCAAGCCACUCGAAUCGGGCAUCAUCUGCAAUACCUCGACAUAGGCGGUGGGUUUCAAGACGCAGGUUUCGAGCGCAUGGCAUCUGGUAUCAAAGAAGCCGUGAAGCUAUACAUGCCUCCAGAGGUCCGCAUAAUCGCAGAACCCGGACGAUUCUAUACCCGUAAUGCAUACACGCUGGUCUGCAAAGUUAUCUCCCGACGAUGUCAGAUUGGCAAUGAUAAGUCCAACCCGGACAUGUUAUAUCAGAACGAUGGCGUGUACGGCAAUUUUAUGAAUGUCCUGGUGGAGAAAGAGAUCAUGCGUCCAUCGCUUGUAACACCGGCACUCAGCUUAACAGACUCUCGAGCAGAGUCGUCACGAGUAGACGGAGAACACUGGUACAGCAUCUGGGGCCCGACUUGCGACAGUGUAGAUUGCGUGACUCGCAAGAUGCGGAUGGAUUUGGAAGUCAAGGUCGGGGAUUGGCUGAUGUACAAGAACAUGGGAGCGUAUACCAUGGCAACCAGCACACGAUUCAAUGGGUUUGAAGCCCAACAUCCGGUAAUUUAUAUCAACAGAAUGUAUGUGAUGAAUAGCAUUGAUAAGGUUCGUGGCGGCUAA
Aspergillus ruber CBS 135680 is the source of this 1251-nucleotide messenger RNA. Its product is annotated as type III PLP-dependent enzyme. Lineage: Eukaryota; Fungi; Ascomycota; Eurotiomycetes; Eurotiales; Aspergillaceae. Gene Ontology annotation, molecular function: ornithine decarboxylase activity. The record is from RefSeq and is a predicted model, not a curated record. Gene Ontology annotation, cellular component: cytoplasm. The coding region runs from base 1 to 1251 and encodes 416 amino acids. The transcript has 5 exons.